Pundamilia nyererei is the source of this 2169-nucleotide messenger RNA. It is a transcript of the gene epn3b, whose product is annotated as epsin 3b. Lineage: Eukaryota; Metazoa; Chordata; Actinopteri; Cichliformes; Cichlidae. Gene Ontology annotation, cellular component: plasma membrane; endosome; clathrin vesicle coat. The record is from RefSeq and is a predicted model, not a curated record. Gene Ontology annotation, molecular function: clathrin binding; phospholipid binding. Gene Ontology annotation, biological process: endocytosis. The transcript is spliced from 11 exons. The coding region runs from base 498 to 2147 and encodes 549 amino acids.
CCUUGCCGGUGCUGUAUGAGUGUGUGGACGGGGCUGCCUGAAGUGAGAGAGACUGUGAGAGAGCCGUGUGCUGUGGCUUAUCCUUGUCCUAUGCGGAUUUUACCACUGACUGUCAGGCCGAGCGGCUCGCAUCAUCUAGGGCAGGCCCCCCGUUCAGACACCCCCUUUCAAAGAUUCCUCAAAACGCGCACCGCUGGAGGAUAAUUGUGGUUGCCCUGCUUAGUCAGUUUUAUUUCGGGGGAAUAUUAUCGACGCUGAGGACUUGGGAGAGGAGAAAAGCGGAGAGGCGAGGAUGCUCAGUGGGCAAGGCGAGAGAUGAGCAGUGGGCAUGGGGCAUCUUACAAUUCCCGACAGAAAAGAGGAGCCUUCACUGGCAUAGCUACCUCCCCACUCUUCCCCUCCUCCCAUCCACAUUUCCCUCUUCUCCCCCAUUCUUAAACCGUUGACCGUUUGUUUAUCGCCUUCUCUCCCUCCAUAUUUCCCCAUCAUCUGUCACCAUGACAACCUCAGCCCUGCGCAGGCAGGUGAAGAAUAUUGUACACAACUAUUCAGAAGCAGAGAUCAAGGUUCGUGAGGCCACCUCAAACGAUCCAUGGGGGCCAUCCUCGUCUCUCAUGUCAGAGAUUGCUGACUUAACCUUCAAUGUGGUGGCGUUUGCUGAGGUCAUGGGUAUGGUGUGGAAGCGCCUCAAUGACAGCGGCAAGAACUGGAGACAUGUCUACAAGGCCCUGACACUGUUGGAUUACUUGCUGAAGACAGGAUCAGAAAGGGUGGCCCAGCAGUGCCGUGAGAAUGCGUUCACUAUUCAGACCCUGCGCGACUUUCAGUAUGUGGAUCGUGAUGGCAGAGACCAGGGGGCCAACGUAAGGGAAAAAGCACGCCAACUGGUCUGCCUCCUUCGGGACGAGGAGCGGCUGCGCCAGGAGAGGAGUCAAGCCCUUAAGACCAAGGAGCGAAUGGCUGGUGGAGGCAGUGGAGGGGGUGGAGGUGUUUAUGGAGGUAUACCCCCAGCGUAUCACCCAGGCAGACGCACAAGUCAGCCCAGCAUGGCUGUGCUAUACGGGGAGGAAUUCAGUCGCUCCAGAGGCUCUCCGUCUUCCUUUAACUCCUCGUCCUCGUCUCCUCGAGCCGCUUCAGACCUGGAGAAGGCUCGACCUCAGACCAGUGGGGAAGAGGAGUUACAGCUCCAGCUGGCUUUAGCCAUGAGCAGGGAGGAGAGUCAGAAGGAGCAGCGCUGUCGCCAAGGAGACGAGUCACUGUUACAGAAGGCCCUGGAUGAGAGCCGGAGAGAGAGCCAGUCAGAGACGCACGAGUCUGCCAUGUUGGAUCUAGUGGACAUAUUUGGAUCCUCAUCUGAGCCCCCUCUGCCACCUAGUGACCCUUGGAACUCUGCUAAGCCCACCAGUAACGUCUCUUCUGACCCGUGGGACUCUGUAGCAGUCCACUCAAGCACUCCUGUGAUUGGUAGCCCCUGGACAGCCCCUCCCUCCUCCAACAACACAUCCAAUCCUUGGGCUCCUUGUACCAACUCACGCACAGACCCAUGGGAAGCAGGACCUGAUGCAGAGUUGUUUGGGACAAAACCAGAGUCUGACCCAUUUUCUGGUCUAGACUCCAAGCAGGACCCAUUUGGAACGGAGCCACCAGUGAAACCCCAGGUAAACGGACGAGAUUCAGCCAGCCCGGAGAUGUUUGACCUGUCACGGCUAGCACCCCCGCUCAGUGCCCCGGCUACACGUGUGUGUCGGACUCCAGAGGCUUUUCUGGGACCUACGGGGGCCUCGCUGGUGAAUUUAGACACUCUGAUACCCCCCAACCCCCCUACAAAGACGCACAAUAACCCUUUCCUCUCAGGUCUGAGCGCACCAUCUCCUAACAACCCAUUUCACUGCGACCAGCCUCGCCUCACCCUCAACCAAAUGCGACCGUCCUCCACGUCCCCACUGCCCCCCCACAUGCUGUCCUACAGCCCGUCGCUGCCCCUUCCACUGCUCCACCAGCCUCCCAUCCUCCCCUCUUCUUUCACACAACCUCCUGCUGGACUCCUGGACCUUCCCUCUAACCUCCCACAGCCCCUGCUUCCCCUUUCUCCACGACCAGCACCCCGCACUCAGUCACAAACACACAGUCACAACCCUUUCCUCUGAGACUCUAACAUCUUGCAAGCUC